UGUUGCAAGUGUUUGUGAUUUUUUUUUUAAUGCUGGGCGAAGAAACUGUUAGUGUACCAGGUUGUGAGAAAGAAAAGAUGUUGAUAGCUAGAAGAGUCUAAAAUAAAAGCUUCAUUUGAAUGUAUUUGCAUUUUAAACCUUUAGCUUAAACUAAGUUCCUCGUAAGGAUUUAAAACUCGACAGUUUAUCCACCACGAGAAAAGAAGAUGCACCCCUCUGCCUAGCUACACAGCACGCACCGCUAUCAUGCCUGCUUUCUUGGCCGUUUUACAAGAUAUGUGGUGCGUGCUAGCCAGAUAGCCGUGUCUCAAGUUGAUGUUAGCUGGCUGCAGAAAGCGAUGCAAAUUAUCCCUGGACCGAACUUCUUUUAAGUUGAAAUAAUUUCGAAUGACUCUUUUAUAAAAUAUGAAAGAGAACACCAUGCUGAUAUCCGAAGACCAAAAUGAGGGGAGAGAGGCCCGGCCUCACCCAACCUUGUAAGGUUGCCUGUCCCAUGGAUGCAUAGCCAAAUCAGGCCAUUUCCUCCUGUGUCGGCUUAAUCUGCCUCUCGCAGUAGACUGACUAGACCGAACAGAGACUGGGGGGCAAAGAGGCGGAGAAGAGGGAUAGGAAGUGACAGACAGAGACGAAAACACAGAAGGACAGGAGGGUGGAGAUUUAGUGGUCUGGAGGCACUGGUGGGAGCUCUCAGCAUUGGUCCAGUGGUGCAGAGCGGCUCUGGGCAGACGGGGUGCCCCAGUCCCCCCGCCCCACCGCACGCGCCCCUCUGUGGUGCCCCGGGGCGACCAUGUCCGGAGGGGAGGCGGAUGCCGACCACCCCCGCUUCUUUGUCGGUGCCGAUGAAGGGGAGGGUGACGAGCUCCUGGACCCGGGCCGGGUUCUUGGCUACGACUGUCUGUACGAGAACGUGGAGGAAGAGGAGGAGGAGGACGAUGAAGAGUAUGACUCGCCCCCAGAGAGGCAGAUUGUGGUGGGCAUCUGUGCCAUGGCCAAGAAGUCCAAGUCCAAGCCCAUGAAGGAGAUCCUGGAGCGCUUGUGCCUCUUCAAGUACAUCACAGUGGUGACCUUUGAGGAGGAGGUCAUCCUCAACGAGCCCGUGGAGAACUGGCCCCAGUGUGACUGCCUCAUCUCCUUCCACUCCAAAGGUUUCCCGCUGGAUAAAGCAGUAGCCUAUGAGAAACUCAGAAACCCGUUUGUCAUCAAUGACCUGGACCUGCAGUACUGUAUCCAGGACAGGAGAGAAGUGUAUCGGAUCUUGAAGGCAGAAGGAAUCCAACUUCCACGUUUUGCAGUUCUAAACCGGGACCCCGCUCUACCAGAAGAGUGUAACUUGGUGGAGGGAGAGGACCAUGUGGAAGUGAACGGAGAGGUGUUUCAAAAGCCGUUUGUGGAGAAGCCAGUUAGCGCCGAGGACCACAACGUCUAUAUCUAUUACCCCACGUCAGCAGGGGGUGGCAGCCAAAGACUAUUCCGGAAGAUUGGCAGCAGAAGCAGCGUUUACUCUCCUGAGAGCAACGUGAGGAAAACAGGGUCCUACAUCUACGAGGAGUUCAUGCCAACGGACGGUACUGACGUGAAGGUGUACACGGUGGGGCCAGACUAUGCCCAUGCGGAGGCCCGCAAAUCGCCAGCGCUGGACGGAAAGGUGGAGCGGGACAGCGAGGGCAAAGAGGUCCGGUACCCCGUUAUCCUGAAUGCCCGAGAGAAACUCAUCGCCUGGAAAGUCUGUCUCGCCUUCAAGCAAACUGUGUGUGGCUUUGAUCUGCUGCGUGCCAAUGGACAGUCAUACGUCUGUGACGUGAACGGCUUUAGCUUCGUGAAGAAUUCCAUGAAGUACUACGAUGACUGUGCAAAAAUUCUGGGGAACAUCGUCAUGCGAGAGCUGGCUCCUCAGUUUCAGAUCCCCUGGUCCAUACCGCUGGAAGCUGAAGAUAUACCUAUCGUCCCCACAACCUCAGGAACUAUGAUGGAGCUUAGGUGUGUCAUUGCCGUGAUUCGCCAUGGCGAUAGAACUCCCAAACAAAAAAUGAAAAUGGAGGUCAGACAUCAAAGAUUUUUUGACCUCUUUGAAAAAUGUGAAGGAUAUAAAAGUGGCAAGCUAAAAUUAAAAAAGCCAAAGCAGCUACAGGAAGUAUUGGACAUUGCCCGGCAGCUAUUGGUUGAACUAGGACAAAACAAUGACUCUGAGAUUGAAGAGAGCAAAGCAAAACUGGAGCAACUCAAAACAGUCCUCGAAAUGUAUGGACAUUUCUCUGGAAUCAACCGAAAAGUCCAGUUGACAUAUCUCCCGCAUGGCCGUCCAAAAACUUCCAGUGAAGAAGAAGAUGUGAAGAGAGAUGACCCCUCCCUGCUGCUGGUGCUGAAGUGGGGGGGUGAGCUAACCCCAGCCGGCAGGGUUCAGGCUGAGGAGCUGGGUAGGGCCUUCAGGUGCAUGUACCCCGGAGGGCAAGGUGACUAUGCGGGCUUCCCUGGCUGCGGGCUGUUGCGCCUACACAGCACCUACAGGCACGACCUGAAGAUCUACGCCUCCGACGAGGGGCGGGUACAGAUGACUGCUGCAGCCUUCGCUAAGGGUCUGUUGGCGUUGGAGGGCGAGCUGACGCCCAUCCUGGUGCAGAUGGUGAAGAGUGCCAACAUGAACGGCCUGCUGGACAGCGACAGUGACUCUCUGAGCAGCUGCCAGCAGCGUGUCAAAGCCCGGCUCCACGAGAUCCUGCAGAAGGACCGCGACUUCACCGCCGAGGACUACGAGAAGCUUGCACCAACCGGCAGUACAUCCUUGGUGAAGUCCAUGCAGCUGAUCAAAAACCCAGUGAAGACCUGUGAUAAAGUCUACUCCCUCAUCCAGAGUCUCACCCAGCAAAUCAGACAGAGAAUGGAGGACCCAAUAGCUACUGGUAACAGAAACCGAGACAUCCAGCUGUAUCACAGCGAGACACUGGAGCUGAUGCUGCGGCGCUGGUCCAAACUGGAGAAGGACUUCAAGAUGAAGAACGGCCGCUACAACAUCAGCAAGAUCCCCGACAUCUACGACUGCAUCAAAUAUGACGUGCAGCACAACAGCUCCCUCAAACUGGACAACACCAUGGAGAUCUAUCGCCUGUCGAAAGCGCUAGCAGACAUAGUCAUACCACAGGAGUAUGGCAUUGUCCAACCAGAAAAGCUUGACAUUGCCAAAGGUUAUUGCACCCCGCUCGUCCGCAAAAUCCGUUCUGACCUCCAAAGGACUCAAGACGAUGACACAGUCAACAAGCUUCACCCGGUGUAUUCCAGGGGAGUGAUGUCACCAGAGCGUCAUGUGCGGACCCGACUGUACUUCACCAGCGAGAGCCACGUGCACUCCCUACUCUCCAUCCUUCGCUACGGGGCACUCUGUGAUGAGGCCAAGGACGACCAGUGGAAACGGGCCAUGGAGUACCUCAAGGUCGUCAGUGAGCUCAACUACAUGACCCAGAUAGUCAUCAUGCUGUAUGAGGAUCCUAACAAGGACCCUUCAUCAGAGGAGCGGUUUCACGUGGAGCUGCACUUCAGCCCUGGAGCCAAGGGCUGCGAGGAGGACAAGAAUCUGCCUGCAGGGUUUGGCUAUAGACCGGCAUCACGGGAGAACGAGGGUUCCAAGAAGAAGUCCCAGAACGACAGUGAUGAGGAGUCCGGCCCAGUCAAACGUGACGAACCAGACCGAGCCCUCAUGAUGUUCCGACCCAUGGUCUCAGACCCCAUCUACAUCCACAGGAAGUCUCCUUUGCCCCGGUCCAAAAAGAUCGGCUCGGUGGAAUCCCCAUUGCAGCCAGACUUUAACAAGACCACCACUGGCAAAGAAGAGAGCCCCCUGAGUGUGUCUAGCCCUGACUCCUAUGGUACCUGGACACAUUACACCUGUGGUGUUGGUACUGGGCGUCGAAGACGCAGAUCAGGGGACCAAAUAACUUCCUCCCCUGUCUCCCCUAAAUCACUGGCUUUCACAUCCAGUAUUUUUGGCUCAUGGCAACAGCGGGAGGGGUUCGGGGGGGAUCUGAGGCCCUGGUGGAUAGGUGUCCCCCCUGGUCCGCAGGUGUUGGCAGAGAACAACAGCCAUGCUAGGCCAGGCAGGCUUCAUUCCGAGCACAAACUGACCACGGGCAUAGGGUCGCAUUGUGCAGGCCUGUUUAGCACUAUGGUGCUCGGGGGCUCCUCCAGCGCUCCUAACCUGCAAGAUUAUGCGCGCGCGCACCGUAAAAAGCUGACCUCCUCUGGCUUCUUAGAUGAGGCCACGCGUGGUUCUGCCGUAAAAAGAUUUUCUAUCUCAUUUGCGCGACACCCAACCAAUGUGUUUCCCAGUAUGUUCUGUGGGUUUGAGCUGUAUUCAAUGGUUCCCUCGAUCUGCCCACUGGAGACCCUUCAUAACUCACUCUCCUGGAAGCAAGUGGACGACUUCCUGGCGUCAAUUGCAAAUGCUCAAGAUUCCUUUUUGGACAUCUCGGCCUCCUCCCCAGCUGUUCCAGCAAAGAAGGCUCCGCUGAAUACUUACACUCCAGCCAAGAUUUUACCAUGUCCAUUCACCCAGUCAUUAGCAAAGCAGGCCUCUGAAAGGGCAGCUUCAGUGACCGAGGGCACAUCAAGCCGACGGGCUACGUCUAGCCUGGCUGACCCUAGGGGGACAAGCAAGGCAUCAAAGGAGAGCUCUCCCCUUUGCACAUCAACGCCCAGCAAAACAGAGCCUACCAGAGUUGGCCAUAACCAGCAAGGCCCCAGUUCCAUCCAAGCCCCAGCACAGUCUGCAGCCUGUCCAAAAGCAGCCACUGCAACACCGGCAAAACCACAGGAGGAUGGAGAACUGAAGACAGCUACGUCUACCUUGGAAAGCAGUGGUGGGACCAUACAAGAGACUUUAUCUCACGAGGGCUCAGGAGACAAGACCAAGAGAAAAGUUACCGAUGGCACAGUCUCUGAUGUUGAGGUGCACACUGAGCCAGUGGUACCCAGCACCCCAAACGAUCACAGUCCAUUUCAGACUUUAAGCAAGGGUCAAUAAGCAAAUAAACUAGUCUUGGUUUUGGGACUUGAAUUUACGAGUUACACAAACUGAAUGUGCCAUAAAGGUGCAAACCGUCCUAUGAGUUCUUUCCCUGUAAGAAUCCUAAUGUCCGAUUUAGUGUAGAAAGGAUUACACCUAUCACUUGAACUUUUAAGAUUAGCACAUUUUAAGAGGUUACAAAUCCACAGUACAAGGAUGCCAUAUUGAGGUUCACAGAACGUAGCUGUGUUGUGUAUUGUGGAACAGACACAGAAAGCCAUCAUUUUCUUGUCAGGCUGUUCAUAUCCUUGUGUUGCUGUUGUUACUGUCUAGCUUUUUUGUAUAUUUGAAUGUAAAAGCAGUUGUUAAUGAUAAAAAAAAAAAAAAAAAAAAAAAAGUGUAAGAAAAUUCUUUUGUCAGGAAUGGUUACUGUUUUUGAAUAUGCUGCAGCCAAUGUUUCCUUGUGGAAAAUUCCAGAAUGGAGCUAAAUAAAAUGGAUGAGGUUUCUCAUUCAGAGAUCACAUUAUUAUUUUGGUCCAAAGUGUAAAAGGGCCGUGUAAAGGGUCAGUUAAAAUGUACUCACAAACUGACACACACACACCUUUUCACCAAAACACAAUCACCCAAACACCUAAAUGUUUUUUGAUAUAUGUUUUAGCCAUACUGAUGAACUUGCACUUUGAUAUCUGAACCAUUGAAUUGGAAGUGAGAGUCUGCCUUACAGAAUGUGAUGAUUGUCCUUUAACAUCAUGCUUUAUUCCAUUGCAACCAAACAUAAUGUUGUGUAUAUAAUGGAAAUAAACUUUGUUGGAAGUCCCUUGCAGGGGUAUUCAGUCAA
Molecule: messenger RNA, 5831 nt
Organism: Alosa alosa (allis shad)
Lineage: Eukaryota; Metazoa; Chordata; Actinopteri; Clupeiformes; Clupeidae
Gene: ppip5k2
Product: diphosphoinositol pentakisphosphate kinase 2
Exons: 34
Coding region: 788-5011 (1407 amino acids)
Biological process (GO): inositol phosphate biosynthetic process; inositol metabolic process
Cellular component (GO): cytosol
Molecular function (GO): inositol hexakisphosphate kinase activity; 5-diphosphoinositol pentakisphosphate 1-kinase activity; diphosphoinositol pentakisphosphate kinase activity
Source: RefSeq, a predicted model, not a curated record